Messenger RNA from Bactrocera tryoni, 1951 nucleotides. Its product is annotated as phosphoglucomutase-2-like. Gene Ontology annotation, biological process: carbohydrate metabolic process; purine ribonucleoside salvage. The record is from RefSeq and is a predicted model, not a curated record. The transcript has 3 exons. Gene Ontology annotation, molecular function: magnesium ion binding; phosphopentomutase activity. Bases 46 to 1863 code for a protein of 605 amino acids. NCBI's taxonomy places the organism in Eukaryota, Metazoa, Arthropoda, Insecta, Diptera, Tephritidae.
AGUAAAAAUAAAAUAACCAAUUAAUCUAAUUUCUACGAAAACAGGAUGUCAUCGCCAGAGUUACAAGCGAAGAUCGAUCAGUGGCUAAAGUGGGACAAAUGUGAAAAGACGCGCAAUGAAAUUCUCAAUCUAGUUCAAAGUAAUAAUUGGAAUCAAUUGAAGCAGGUACUGCUACAACGUGUGGAAUUCGGUACAGCGGGUUUGCGUGGGCGUAUGCGUGCCGGUUUUAAUGGCAUGAAUGAACUGGUCGUGGUGCAGGCCGCACAGGGCCUGUCCACAUAUAUGCGCACUCAGUUUAGUGAGAGCGAAUGUCGAACGCGUGGCAUAGUCUUCGGCUUUGAUGGUCGUCAUAAUAGUAAACGUUUCGCUGAGCUCUCUUCCAAUAUUUUUGUACGUGCCGGCUUCAGAGUUUAUCUGUUUAGGCAGAUGGUGCUCACACCGAUGAUUCCCUUCAGCAUAAAACAUUUCAAAUGUCUGGCUGGCGUAAUGGUCACCGCUUCGCAUAAUCCGAAGGAUGAUAAUGGCUAUAAAGUGUAUUGGGAGAAUUCAGCACAAAUAGUGCCACCGCACGAUAAGCACAUACACAAUAGAAUACUCGAAAAUUUAGAACCAUGGGAAGAUUCAUUCGAUACAAAUGGCUUAUAUAUAUGCACUUGUCUAUUGGCUGAUCCAAAGGAUGCUAUAACCGCCUAUGUGCAGCGUGUGCAGGCUGGAGUGCCGCAGGAAUUCAUCGAUAUCAAUAGUCGAAGUGAAUUGCGUUUCGUCUAUACGGCAAUGCAUGGUGUUGGUUAUCCAUUCUUGCAAAAGGUAUUCGAGGCUGUAAGAAUUAAGCCAGUAAUUUAUGUGAAAGAACAAAAUGAUCCAGAUCCAGAGUUUCCCACAGUUGCGUUUCCAAAUCCAGAGGAAGGUAGAGUCGCACUAGAUAUGGCAAUCAAUUUGGCGGAAAGAGAGGAUGUAGAAUAUGUAAUUGCAAAUGAUCCAGAUGCAGAUCGCUUCGCUUUGGUGACAAGAAAUCCCAUGACUAGAGAAUGGAAGAUAUAUAAGGGCAAUGAAAUCGGGGCAUUACUUGGGUGGUGGGCCAUGUUCUUGUAUAAAAACCAAAAUCCGUGUCCUGAUUUUAAAAACUGCUGGAUGAUUGCUAGCACUGUUAGCUCCAAGAUACUUAAAGCUUACGCGCAUAAAGAAGGCUUUAAUUUUAUUGAAACAUUAACGGGAUUCAAAUGGAUGGCCAACGAGGCUGAUCGUCUAAUUAGGAGUGGCAAAACUGUGCUCUUCUCGUUUGAAGAAUCCAUCGGUUUUAUGUUCGGUACAACAGUCUAUGAUAAGGAUGGUGUUAACGCUGCUUGUCAAGUUGUUACAAUGGCCAACUAUUUGCAUGCGGUCAAGGGUAUUUCGCUCGAUCAGAAGCUCGAGGAGAUUUACAAAGAGUACGGAUUUCAUUAUAACAAUGCCUCGUAUUUCUUCUGCUAUGAGCCAGUAGUGAUUAACAAGAUUUUCGAAAGAUUACGCAAUUUUUCCGGAUCACCGAAAACAUAUCCCAAUGCGAUACUCAAUGGGAAAUAUAAAAUUCAAUUUAUACGCGAUUUAACAAAUGGCGUCGAUACCGAGCAACCUGACGGUAAUGCAAUUUUACCUGUAAGCGCCAGCACCCAAAUGAUCACGUUCAAAUUCUUUAAUGGACUCGUCAUAACACUUCGCACAAGCGGCACCGAGCCCAAAAUUAAAUAUUACGCCGAAAUGUGCGCCCAACCCGGGCAGUCGGACUUCGAAGCUCUCAUUAAUACCACGAACGAAAUGGUUUCAGCUAUUAUUGAGGAAUUCUUGCAGCCAAGUGUGAACAAUUUAACUCCAAAGGCGGAUUAAACAGUUUUUUCCAUGAAACUGAUGGAACUUUUAAAUCCAAAAUAAUACAGACUUAUAUAGUAUAUUAUAAAACUGCACGAAAUUACGA